Messenger RNA from Xyrauchen texanus (razorback sucker), 1536 nucleotides. It is a transcript of the gene smim20, whose product is annotated as small integral membrane protein 20. Lineage: Eukaryota; Metazoa; Chordata; Actinopteri; Cypriniformes; Catostomidae. The record is from RefSeq and is a predicted model, not a curated record. The transcript is spliced from 3 exons. Bases 37 to 243 code for a protein of 68 amino acids. Gene Ontology annotation, cellular component: mitochondrial inner membrane. Gene Ontology annotation, biological process: mitochondrial respiratory chain complex IV assembly.
CCUGUCCUUCUCGGAUGAGGUGAACAUGUAACAAUCAUGUCCAGUAAUAAAAAGAUAACGCUCAUAUUUGGAGGUUUCAUUGCAGCUGUUGCAGUUGCUUUUUACCCUAUAUUUUUCCAUCCUCUUUCUCACAGUGAAGAUUACAAGCAGGUCCAGAAGACGAAUCGAGCUGGAAUAAAUCAAGCAGAUGUUCAGCCUGUUGGUGUGAAAAUCUGGUCGGAUCCCUUCAAGCCAAAGUCAUAAUGCAUGUUGGAAUGGAACAAAGUACUAGAAGAAACCUGAGACUCCACUGCUUGAGUGCUUUGGAAGAGACACAAACAUUGAUGCAGUACAACCGUGCACCUAAUGAGGCUUCAAGAAUGGAAAAAUCUUUCUGUGUGUGUGAGUUUUGUAAGGGAGAAUGGGCUGAUUGAAAUCAGAACGGCUGAUCGAAUUUUUUUUGUUAUUUUUUUUUUCCCUGCUUGUUAAAUUGUUAAAUUAAAGAUGCACAUAUUUGUCAACACUUAAAAUAUUCUGUGGAUAAAUCACUAUCACAGCAUAGUGCUUAUUAACUCAAAUGUAUUUAUGGGAUGGUGGAGUAUUAAGUGAAUGAAACCCGCAUCUUGAACCUUUCCUCAAGCUUUCUAUUUAUUUACUAAGAUUGACCACUAGAUGAUGCACAUCACCUUGACAACAAUGGACCAUGUGGGAAUAUGUUUGAAAAGAUUGGUCCUGUAGUUCUUCUACAUUCAUGAGUACUACAAUAGGGAUAUAUAACAUUAGCUUGUUAGACAUACUUUAGUUUUAGAUUCCUGUUGCAUACUCAAGUGCAAAGUGUCUUUUAAAACCGUCCCAAAUAGGGACACCAGGGCUUUAUUCUUGAUAUUUGUCCUGAUAUCAGAGAACAUUGUGUAUAGUAUAUUUUCACUCUUUCAUAACAUCAUUAAACUCAGCCCUGAUUUUGCAAUAUCUUUUGCAAUUACCCUAAUAUUGUUGCUCUAACUUGCUCUUCAUUAGAUUUCUCGUGCUAUUUUGGCACUGAAAGUUGAAAGUUUUGAAACAAAAUCUGUACCCUGAGAGCAGCACACACCUCGGCCAGAACGGUGUGCCAACCAAGUCUGGUUGUCAUGGCAACAUGACUGGGGCAGCACCUGUGCACUGGCGAAGCCCAAGGCCCUGACACUUUUUACUGAAGUGCUUUGUGUGUGAGGGUCCAAUGAAAAGGAUCCUCAACAAUGUAAUACACAGACUUGGCCUAAUGUUAACUCCACAUAUUCUUUAUCGAAACAUGAUAUCAGGUUCAGCCAUGGAGGCUUAAGCAUAAAAUAUCAUUGUGCAUAAUAGAACCAGAGACCAUUUGUAACUUCACUAAAUUUUUCAUUUCUGCAGAUGAAUUAAGGGAUAGUUCAUUCAUCUGCAGAAAGUGAUAGUUCACACAAAAAGGAAAAUUCUGUCAAUCUCAUGUUGUUCCAAACCUGUAUGCUCUUAAAAAAAAAAAAAAAACUCCACCCUUGUUCAUAUUACUCAAUUACCCAUAUUAAAUUAAUCUGAGUUGUU